CCAGAUUACAACGCGGCGCUUCUAGCGGCGCUCUUGGUCUGCCUCCUCUGCGCUUCCUUCAUCAGCCGGCCGCCAUGUUAUUCUAGUUUUACUCUCCGCGGCUGGUCCUGGGCGAGAGCGGCUCCCGGCGUCGGGAGAGGCAGGAGGGUUGCGGGCUUUUCGCACCGCGACCUGGCAAGAUCCGACGCCAUGGCAGCCGCCUUGGGAGGAGCAGGAGCAGAGGAUGACUUUGAUCAUCAUAAACCUGGUGCAGAAAGGUCUUGGAGAAGGAGAACUGGAGAUGAUGAUUGGGAUAGUGAACUGGAUGAUGACUUACUAGGAGAAGAUUUGUUGACUGGCAAAAAGACUCAGUCAGAUAUGUCAGAUGAAGAACUGAAUGAUGAUCUUCUGCAAAGUGAUAAUGAAGAGGAUCAGCAUUAUAGUUCUCAAGAUCUCACUGUGAGUCUUAAUGCUUCAUCUAGCGUGGUUACAUCCUUUGAGAAUGCUAAUGACCCAUCUAUUGAACAAGACUUAGAGUAUGAACAAGGGGAAGAUGAAAUUGGUUAUGACAAAUCAGAUGUUCCUGAGGAGUAUGCGGAGGAGUAUUCGGAAGAACAAUAUGAAGGCCAAGAGGCUGAGUUGAUAGAAGAUCAAAUAGAAUAUGAGGAAGAUCAGGGUGAAGAAGAGAAUUAUAACGAUGAAGUGCUGGAUCUUGAAAUCAAUGAACCUCUAGAUGAAUUUCCGGAUGAAGAUUAUGUACAAUCUUAUAGUGGAGAACAAGUAAUUGAACAACAAGAAUAUGUAGCUGAAGAAGAGUUAGAAGAGGUUGCUGAUACCCAGUCACCUCCAAAUGAGUCAGAAGAGGCAAUUAUUGAAAAUCUGGAGUUUCAAGAAGAGACCAAAGAAGAGUCAGAUGAAGAAGAGGAAGAUGAUGAAGAGUCUGGUCGGUUACGGUUCAAAACUGAACGGAAAGAAGGAACAAUUAUUAGGCUAUCAGACAUAACAAGGGAGCGAAGAAACAUUCCAGAAACUUUGGAAAUAGUCCAUUCGAAGCAGCAUAGAAGCUUUAGAGAACUUUCUGCAGAAGCCAAAGCAGCAUUACUUGAAUUUGAAGAACGGGAAAGACAACUAAAACAUGGGCGGUAUGGAUUCCGAAGAGGAGGAAGACGAGGCUUAUUGAUGUGUCAUGGGCUGGGAGAACCAAGAAGAGACAUCAAUGAAAGAGGAAGAAUGAAGGAUCACAGGCCUGCUUUGCUACCAACGCAGACAGCUAUGAUGACACAUUCAAACAGGCUAUUUCAUCAUCCCAUUCGGAAUCUUUUCCAGCAGCAGCAGCAAUCACAGCAACAGCUCCAGGGUCUGCUCCCUGUCCCCACUUCGCAUCAUACACCACCCCUCCCCCCCCAAGGAAUCCGUAUGCCAUCCCAAGUGGACGCACCGAGGAUACUGAUGACUUCUCCUUCGGUGGCAUCCCAGCAGCCAAAAAACAUACACAUAAAUCCACACUUCAAAGGAACUGUAGUAACACCUGUUCAAGUGCCCUUGCUGCCAGUCCCAACCCAGCCAAGACCUGCUGUAGGACCCCAGAGAUUUCCUGGCCCUCCUGAUUUUCAACAAAACACUCCUGGACCUGUUCCUAGCAAUUUCAACCAAGGCCCACGACUUUCCCUCCAAGAUCAGUGGCGAGGACCUCCACCCCCUCUUCCUCCCCCACCUCCACAGGAGAGGGAACCUUUCUUCAUGGGAGAACCGAGAUUUCCCGGCCAUCACUUGUUUGAACAGCGGAGCCCACCACCCCCACCCCUUCUUAACAGCACGCACUCUGUGCCUAGCCAAAAUCAGCUCUCAUUCAGUCAGCCUGGACCUGGUUUCAGCCAGCAGGGGCAGCAACCGCUGUUUCCAAGAGAAAGGCUGGUAAGGCCAACUCUGCAGCCUCAGGGCCCCCUGGGAAUCCUUCAUUUCAGCCAGCCUGGAGCAGCCAACGCACGCCCCUUUCUUCCCCCACGGCAGUCCUUCCUGCAGGUCCCAGGACAGCCGUUCUUAACCCCUCUCACCCAAGCCGGCAUGCAGGGCCCUUUGCACCCUCCUUUGCAGCCACAGCCACCACCACAGCAGCCGUCCCAACCAUCCCAGCCUCACCACCAGCCGCACCAGUCCAACCAGCAGCAGCACCUGCUGCCUGUGCCUCCCCAACCUCUGAUUCCGGUGGCCCCAUCCCAGUUCAGGCCACGCCUACAGACUUCACAGCCAAGCGGUAACCGGAUGCCAUACCAGCAACGGCAAAGUCUGGUAAAGGCCAGGCAUAACACACCGGCACAAAACAUUUUAAAACGUCCAAAUCAGCAGUCCCCAUCAUCUGCCUCAAGAAAUAGUAAUUUGCGUGAAUUGCCCAUAGCACCUUUGCAUGCGAUUGACACUGCUAACAACAACCGGCAAACUCCAGCUCCUUCUGUUCAAGUGAAACCGGUUUCUAGCAUCACAGCUGCUAUGAAGCCUCUUGCAGGUAUCAAGAACCAAGUGGGAAAGAUGGAGUCCAAGCCAAAAACAGUUACUCCCACGUCUCAGCCUAAAGUGGAGGUUAAAUCUGAACCAGAGUUUCCCGAUGAAGAUGAAGAAACCAGACAGUACCGUUUGAAGAUUGAGGAACAGAAACGCCUCAGGGAAGAGAUCUUGAAACAAAAGGAGCUCAGGAGGCAGCUUCAAGCUGGGGCCCGAAAAAGAGAAUUGCUAGAAAGGCUGGCACAGCAGCAGCAAUGUCAACAACAACAGCAAAGCCCUGCAGGCCAAGAGCAGGAAGAAGACCCUUCAGAGCUUCCUACCAAUGGAAAUCCAUUGCUUUCUCUUCCUGUUGCACAGCCCCUCCAAAAUGUGAAAUACAGACUAAUGGUUAAAAAACAAGACCCGGUCCUUCCAGGUUCCCCAGCUGUUCUGCCUAAGCCUGCAAAUGUUCUCCAGGCUGGAGAUGGUGCACAAUUUCCAGGACAGCAAAUAAAGCCCAUAAAGCAACUACGGCAGGCUAGGACAGUGCCUGAAAAUGAGUUCCAGCUGCCCUAUAAAGCUUUGCAAGCGAAGCCUGCUGCUGCUGCACAGGUGAACCUGUCCCAGAUUAGUCGGGUGGCCUUGGUGCAAGGCCAGCCUCAAGAGGUGAAGCCUGGGAUGAAAAGAACUGUCAUGCAGCGGGCAAACAGUGGGAGUGGCGAUGGGCCCCAUAUCGGCACCAAAGUCAGGGUGAUAAAAUUAUCAGGAGGGGGUGGUGAGAAUGUUGGCUUUUCUCAUUUGGAAGAAUCUCCUAACCGGCUUCCGCAGCCAUCAGAGCAAAGACAUCAGCCGGUGCGGAAGGUCACACUGACAAAAGGGACAGUGCAGCAGCCUCAUCAGCACCUUCUAUCACAGAUUCAUUCUACGUUUUCUCAAGAACUAAAAAAUAUCCCAGGGAUACAACAAGUGAAAAAGGGUAUUCUGCAUGGGAGAGGCAGGGGGAUCACCGGCCAGAUGGGCCGAGGUCGCUUGAUGCCAAGUAAGCCGAAUCUGCGGGUGGUAGAGUGUAAACCUCAGCCCUGUGUCGUGUCAGUGGAAGGCCUUUCUUCAUCCACCACGGACAUUCAGCUGAAGAACCUGCUCAUGUCAGUAGGACCCAUACAGAGUUUACAGAUGUUGCCUCAAGAACGAAAGGCCAUUGCAAAAUUUAAAGAGCCCGCUGAUGCGUUAAAAUUUCAGCAGAAGUUUCACAGGCACAUGAUAGAUCUCUCCCAUAUCAACGUGGCACUGGUAGUGGAGUGACCACUGGGCAUAAGUUAUCCUAAAAUAUAGCAGGUUAUGGAGGAAGUCAGAAGGGUAGAAUCUUCCUGUAAUUUCUGGUGCCAGCUUUGCAGACUUCUUCCGAAACUUCAAAAUUACUCUGUGACAGCUGCUGACAAUAACAACCUUGCCUACAAUUGGAAGUUGGAUUACAAGAGUGAAAACUAUCUGUAUGGAACAUACAGAACUACAGAUCUCAUAUGUGAAUAGUAUACAUGGAUGUUUUUAGACGAUAUACUGUGAACACAAUGUCUUGGAUCAAAAGAACUUUGACUCUUGAAAAUAAUUUUUGUAAUUUUUUUUUCUCAGAAAAGAAUAUUUGAUAAUGGUUGCCCUUAUCUUCAGUGUGGGAUGUUGAAAUCAGAAUGCACCCAUAAUCUACUGGUUGUAGCUAAGCAUACAGAUGCCUAUAAUAUAGAAUAAAAGUUGAGCUUUAUAAUUUAAUGGUUUUUUUUUUUUUUUUUUUUUUUUUUUUUUUUUUUUUUUUUUUUU
Messenger RNA from Crotalus tigris (Tiger rattlesnake), 4269 nucleotides. It is a transcript of the gene RBM33, whose product is annotated as RNA binding motif protein 33. Gene Ontology annotation, molecular function: RNA binding. NCBI's taxonomy places the organism in Eukaryota, Metazoa, Chordata, Lepidosauria, Squamata, Viperidae. Bases 190 to 3759 code for a protein of 1189 amino acids. The record is from RefSeq and is a predicted model, not a curated record. The transcript has 20 exons.